AUGGCUCAGGCUGCUUCUAAAACGUGUGAGAUAUGUGCUUCUGGACCUGGACUUAACUACUGUGAACAGUGUGACCAGUUGUUUUGUGGUGGAUGUAAAACAUCUCAUUUACGGACGAAGAUAAGCAAAAGCCAUACAUUUCUAAGUGGUCCAAAUAGCAACCCAGAAGUUAAACUAUAUUGUAAAGAACAUGAUGAAAACUUCAUAUAUUAUUGCAUGAAGUGCGAUGCACCAAUAUGUAAAAUAUGUGUGAUUAAAAAACACAAAUCACAUGAUUUUGCAGAAAUCAAGGAAUCAACUGAAGGGAUUAAAGCUGAGGUCAAAAUGGUGAUCGACAAUAAGAUGAAAAACCUACAGUCAACGAUUGCAGGUAUUGACAAAGGCCUAAAUCAAUAUCAGGCUGAUGUUAAAGGAGUCAUCGACGCUAUCAGAGAAGAAGGGAGACACUUAAAAGAGCUGAUUGAUCAGAAAGUUGAAAGUAUGGUUAAAACAGUGAAAGCAAAAGAAACCAAAAAUCUUCAAAUUUUACAGUCCAUUGAAAAUGAGAUUAAAACAACUUUGGAUAAAGCAAAGAAGCAAGAGAAGUUUUAUCAAGACACACAGGGGAUUAAAGAUACCUCGAAAAUAAUACAAAAGCUCAAACAAAUUAAGUCACAAAUGGAUCAAAUAGAACAAAUGCAUGUUCCUAUUAUGCCAUCAGUCAAAUAUGCGAAACAAAAAUUAGCUAAAGGAAAAAUAGAGAACCUAAGAAUAGGCGAAUUAACUUUUAGAGAUUCAACACCUAAACAAGAGAUAUUCACAUGCAGUAACUGCAGUUCAACUGAUAAUACUCCUAUACUCAUGUUACUACUAUUUUUACAAUGA
This is a messenger RNA of Mytilus trossulus (common blue mussel), 864 nucleotides long. RefSeq names its product protein wech-like. The transcript is spliced from 3 exons. The record is from RefSeq and is a predicted model, not a curated record. NCBI's taxonomy places the organism in Eukaryota, Metazoa, Mollusca, Bivalvia, Mytilida, Mytilidae. The coding region runs from base 1 to 864 and encodes 287 amino acids. Gene Ontology annotation, molecular function: zinc ion binding.